AGGUGGUGAACCUGUUAUUUGAGUGCCGUCUGCGAGUAUUCUGGGUGCCACUAUGUACUAGGGAACGUUUCUAUUCAGGAUCGUUCAUACCAGCGCAUCCCGUCAUUUUCUCAAGACCACAGCGUCGACUUGGACAAGACGCUAUGGAGGAACACAAGUCCGUGGAGGAAAUGGAUUGUGAUGUUUCCGUCGCGCGAGCUGUGGAAUUGUUGAAUUCGAGGAAAUACAGCGAAGCAAACUCGUAUAUCUGCGAGGCCCCUUCUGACACCAUCCUUGCUCAUGGGUGGGAUCUUGUUUUACCUGUUGUGUCUGCAAUGGAAAAAGAAAUAUACGCUAAAUCGGAGGAGAACGUCUCUCUUUGCAAAGACCUGCUUGAAGUUAUAACGUCUCGUGGCAAGCCGAAGGAAGUUCUCGUCUCUUUACUAGAACACUUGCAGUUGAUUAAAUCCAGCGACGGAUUCCGUGCCGUGCUUCGGUGCUUUCAGAAAUUGCUGCCAAAUCUAUCGCGGAACAGGCUGGUAUUCUUGGAUUUGAUUUUAGAGUCGCUGCACAGCCACCUGAAACCGCUCUCAGCUUCUGUAGCCAAAAGUUCUGGGGAGGAGGCAGCUGGUGAUUGCAGCAUGGAAUCGCAAGAGAGCCGAAAUCUCGGUUAUUGCUUGAAUGCCGUUGUAGAAUUCUUCUCUGGCGUUACACUUGAUCACCGCCUUCGGGAGGAACACGGAAUGGCCGAUUGCCCUCUUCCAGAAAACGACCUGAUUUUGCGAUACCUGAUGCUGUUUCUCGGUGACAUUGCUCCAUUGGAUCUUCGAAGUUGUGCGAAUGUGUCGGCUCCGAAUGUCGCUCGGCUUUCAGCUGAAGGCCUUUUAAGCCAUAUCAGCAAACGUUCGACCGAUUUGAUAAAACUCUGUUUCUCAGGAGACACGACACAACAAUACAAAGGAAAGUCAAGUGACACAGAAGACGCCGAGAGAGAUUUCCCAGAGCCCAUGUCGCCCAUUUGUCGCGCUGUGUUAGCCUGGUUGAUAUUUGUAGAAAAUCUUGAGCAAGACCAUGUUCCAUGUGUUUAUGCAAGUCGCUAUAUAUUUGAGCACAGCCUGCAAAACAUGAUGGUAUUGUUGUCACACAGUUCAGGGCAUGCUGUCUCUAAGGGAGUUGCACUGUGUGCAACUCUGGUAUCCCGUCUCAGCCUGGGAGAGUUCUGUUGCAUGGACUUGGACAACAGCAACCUGAUUGCACUAUUGCGCUGCUUGGGCAAAGUAAUGAUCUACAGCUCGUCAAGUGUGGCUAGAAGAACUGCUUUGAGCACCUUGGUUGACUACAUCAAGUGCUUCAAGCAUGAGGCUAGGUACAUCCUCUACUGUCGAAUUCUGCAAGUGGAAAAGCAUGCUGGAUUGCGCGGUCUUCUGAUAGACCUUUACCGCCAGGACAUGCAUGCUGUUUCUAAAACAAGCAUUCAAGAGGACACUUUCUGGGGAACAAAUUUUCUAGAAUUUGUUAAAAUUGUAUCCAACUUCUCACAGGACCAAACGGACAUUCUUGAUGACAGCGACUGUGUCUUAGCAGUGCUUAACCUAAUACGGUACUUUGCUUCUGUGUUGCCAUUUCAAGGUCAGACAUGUCAAAAGGCAAACCAGUCCACAUGUGAAAUUGCAAGAAAGUAUACAGAGCAAGUGAAAAAAUCUGUGGAUCAGACGAGAGCCCACUACAAAGUUGAAUUGGAACAUAACAAAGAAAAAGCAAGAGGUUGUGAUGUGCAAUCUAAAGACAGUUUGUUCCCAAGCUUACCUCCAGAACAAGAAGCUGAAGUUCUUAAAACUGCACUGACUAGGCUAGACCUUGUAGAAAGUGUGUUAGUUCUUGCAGUAGACAGUGUCAAUCAUUGUGCUAAAGAAGUAAUGCAGUAAAUCCUUUUUACGUGCAACUGUUGUCCUUUAACAUGACUGUUUAGCCAUGACGAAAACACAUUUUGUGGUGCCUGCUUGGUUUUGCUGUUGAUGUAGUCUUUAAUAUUGGUUUUGCAAGAAUUUUUGUGAGAAGCAGAUGAAAAUGAAAAUC
Molecule: messenger RNA, 2055 nt
Organism: Dermacentor silvarum
Lineage: Eukaryota; Metazoa; Arthropoda; Arachnida; Ixodida; Ixodidae
Product: glomulin-like
Exons: 1
Coding region: 144-1904 (586 amino acids)
Cellular component (GO): cytoplasm
Molecular function (GO): ubiquitin-protein transferase inhibitor activity
Source: RefSeq, a predicted model, not a curated record